AUGCCUUCUCCAGCACAGCUCGUGAGCGAGGACUCGUACUCCCUCCCAGGGAAGCUCAUUGUUACCGAUCUAUCUUUUGAGGUUCCUUUGAACCACGAUAACCCCGCAUCUACCAGGAUCCAUCUGUUUGGCCGCGCCGUCACGUAUAAUGACAGGCCGGCAGUAAAUCCGGGUGCCGCAGAUACUACUGGCAGCCCCGGUGACAAUAAACCAUGGCUGGUUUACUUGCACGGCGGACCGGGCUUCGGCAAUGGCCUUCCCCAGGAUAGCCCUCUCGUACGAGAGAACCUCCACCACUCCUAUAGGAUUCUACUUCUAGACUAUCGUGGAACUGGGCUCAGCACACCUGUGUCUGUAUCCACCAUUCCCGGUGACAGCACCGACGACAAGGUUGCGUAUCUUCGUCUUUUCAGACAGGACAGCAUUGUCAAGGAUCUCGAGGCUGUUCGCCUGUGUAUUACGGAAAAUGACCCACCGGAGUUGAAGCGCUGGGCCAUCUUUGGGCAGUCCUUCGGCGGUUUCGUGAGCACGACCUAUCUCUCCUUCUACCCGGAGGGUCUAAGGGAAGUGUUCCUCACCGGCGGCCUUCCGCCGGUAGGGGUAAAGCCUGAAAAAGUCUACGAGGCUACUUUCAAGAAACUGAUGCAGCGAAACCUCGCCUACUACACCAAGUUUCCCGACGAUCACGCCGUCGUCAACUACAUUGCGAACCACAUCCACAAGCAAGGCGGUGUUCAACUUCCUGGCGGUGGUGUCCUUACAGUUCCUAGGUUUCUCACUCUCGGUUUUUCGUUCGGCGCCCACGAUGGCUUCCAAGCUGUGCACUCGCUCCUAACGAGGGUGAGGUUGGAAAUCUCUCAAUUCGGGCACUUGACUCGUGCCUCUCUCUCUGCCAUGGAGCUGGAUGUGCCCUUUGAUAACAAUCCCAUCUAUGCUAUCCUCCACGAAGCUAUAUACUGCUACCAACCCGGCGUGGCCUCGAACUGGGCCGCUCUGAGAGCCGGCAGUCAGCUUGGCGUAUUCGAUUGGCUCUUGGAAGACUACGCCGGACCGUCCGCUCUCUCGGACCCUAACCCGACUCCUCUUUUCUUCUCCGGCGAGAUGAUCUUCCCCUUCCACUUCGACACAUACCCCGAACUCAUGUCCCUUAAGGAGGUCGCACAGAAACUAGCAGAGUACGACGAAUGGCCGACACUAUACGAUGAGGAACAGCUUACCCGAAACGAGGUCCCCGUCUACGCUGUCAGUUACGUUGAUGACAUGUACGUUGACUUUGACCUCGCCAGGGAAACGGCAAGGAAAAUCCGAGGUAUCAAGGUCUAUGAGACCAACGCACUUUAUCACAACGCCGUUCGGGCCAAGUCCGCAGAGGUGAUUUCCGCGUUGAUGAAGUUACGAGAGGAUACCUUGGAUUAA
Scedosporium apiospermum is the source of this 1416-nucleotide messenger RNA. RefSeq lists its product as uncharacterized. Gene Ontology annotation, biological process: proteolysis. Gene Ontology annotation, molecular function: peptidase activity. The transcript is spliced from 2 exons. NCBI's taxonomy places the organism in Eukaryota, Fungi, Ascomycota, Sordariomycetes, Microascales, Microascaceae. The record is from RefSeq and is a predicted model, not a curated record. The coding region runs from base 1 to 1416 and encodes 471 amino acids.